CCUUGCACUCAAGCUAGGGAACCGCCUUUAAGACUCAAAGGGUGGCUGGCCGGCCGUGUGGCUCAGUCUGAGCACCGACCCAUGAACCAAGAGGUCGCUGGUUCCAUUCCCCGUCAGAGCACAUGCCCGGGUUGCCUAUCCCCAGUAGGGGGCCUGCAGGAGGUAGCCAAUCAAUGGUACUUCUGUCUCUCUAGCCUCCUUUCGUCUCUCUCUAAAAUCAAUAAAAACAUAUUUUUUUAAAAAACUGAAAGGGAGGCCAGCGUUGGGUGCGUGGCCCGCCAGCCCAGCAGCCUCCCAGAUAACUGAGCGCAGACUUCUCUGGCGGCCUAGAGCGUCGCCGGAAGUUCCCGCGCCACGGCCUCUACGACCGCUAAAUGCACAGUUCUCCGUAAGCCUAGAGCGUCGACGGAAGUGUCGCGCUGCCGCCUCCAGGGCAGCCGAGCGCGGCCUCUGGCGGCCUAGAACGUCCCCGGAAGUGUCUGGGCUUCAGCCUCCAGGGCAGCUGAGCGCAGGCAUCUGGCGGUCUAGAGAGUCGCCGCAAGUACCAUCGCCGUAGCCUCCAGAGCCGGGGAAAGCACAAUUCUUCGGCGUCCUAGAGCGUUGCCGGAAGUGCUCGCGCGCGGUCUCCAUGGCAGCUGAGCUUUUUUUUUUUUUUUUUCUUUCCUUCCCGCGGCCUAGAGCGUCGCAGGAAGUGCCUGCGUGCGGCCUCCCGGGCAGCCGAGUGCACAGUCCUCCCGCAGCCUAGAGAGUUGCCAAAGAGUCUGCAUCGCGGGUGAAGGGGCUGAGGCGCUUCGGGCUGGCAGCGGGGACUGCAGGUGAGUGGCGACGGGCGGGGUCGGGGACGGCUGACGCGAGGCCGGGGCGCAGGACCGCGUGUCCGUCCUGAGUUCUCGCGGGGAAAGAGCCGCACGUCCGCUGCGAAGAGGGGAAGCGGGAGGCGGCGCUGCGGCCGCGGCCCCCGGAGUGACGGCCGCCAGAGGUCGCUGCGCCCCGGGGCUCCGCGGUGCCUUCCGUUCUUCCUGUGAAAUGGCUGCAGCGCGAGGUCCGUGGUGACGGUGGAGGCGCCGUUCCCGUCUGGAUGGACCAGGGCUCCGGUGCCGGGAGUCGCGGUGGCCUCGAGGCCUUGGCGGGUCGGCGAGUGGCGGGGACCGGGGGCCCCUCGCUCUGCCGUCACUUUCUCCCCUUCCUCGGCCCGAGCAGGUGUCCCCGCUCCCGAGUGUUUGCGGGCGGGGAGCCGGGCCUGGUCUCCAGGACGCGGGAGGCCGCCUGAUGGACACGCGCGCAGCUCCCCCGCCACCGGCGUCAGGUGGUGGCCAGGCUGCUGAGCAGGCAGCUUCGGGAGAAGGGGAGCACCGCGGAGAGAGGGCGCCCGGCCUGUGCCUGGGGCCUCCCCGGGCCUGGGACCUCCCGGGCCGCUGUGGGAAUGCGGACACUGGAGAGGGGCCCAGGGAGGCCCCGCGGGGACCAGCUGUUUCUGAGAAAACUGGAGGGCAGGGCGGCCAGGAGGACGGUGUGUCCGGGUCAGGUGGUGCCCUGAACUCGGGCUCGGGGACCAGGCGGCCUUACCCCUGCAGCGCCUGUGAGCGGAGCUUCCGGUGCUACUCAGACGCUGUCAAACACCAGAGCAUCCACUGCGGGGAGAAGCCCUACGCGUGUGGCGACUGCGGGAAGGCCUUCAUCCACAGCUCGCACGUGGUCCGGCACCAGCGGGUCCACAGCGGGGAGCGGCCCUAUGUGUGCAAGGAGUGCGGCAAGGCCUUCAGCCAGAGCUUCAACCUCAUCCGGCACCAGCGAGUUCACACCGGAGAGAGGCCCUACCAGUGCGCCGAGUGCGGCCGGACCUUCAGCCAGAGGUCGGACGCCGAGAAGCACCGGAGAAUCCACACGGGGGAGCGGCUGUACGAGUGCGGGGCCUGCGGGAAGGCCUUCGUCCACGGUUCCAAUGCCGCCCGGCACCGGCGGACUCACCACGGGGAGAGCCCCUACGCCUGCAGGGAGUGCGGCCAGGCCUUCAGCCAGAGCUCCAACCUCAUCCAGCACCAGCGGGUGCACACGGGCGAGAAGCCCUUCGCCUGCCAGGAGUGCGGGCGCGCCUUCAGCCGCAGCUCCUUCCUCCGCGAGCACCGGCGCAUCCACACCGGCGAGAAGCCCUACGCCUGCGGCGAGUGCGGCCGCGCCUUCCGGGCCCUGUCGGGCUUCUUCCGGCACCAGCGGGUGCACACGGGCGAGAAGCCGUUCUGUUGCGCAGAGUGCGGGCGCGCCUUCCGCCUGAGCUUCCAUCUCAUCCAGCACCAGCGGGUCCACAGCCGGGAGUGACGGGCCACGUGGGCGGGGCGGGAGCGGACGGGGACACUUCCCACUGAGACUUGUCUUCGCAGCCCCGGUGCCUCCUGAGGGGACUUUCACGCAGCGAAGCUGAUCGGCCUCUGACCGCCCAUCGCCAACCCCCCCCCCCCCCCCCCCCGCAGCCGUGAGCUCCCCGCGGUCACGUGUCCCUGCUGGUUCGGGGAUUCACACUCAGCCCGGCAGGCGCUUGUGCUAUUUAAGUAUUUAUGACGUCAGAGAGGAAGGGAGAGGGCGGGACAUCAAGAUGAGAGGGAAUCAGGGAUUGGCUGCCUCCUGAUCGCCCCACGGGGUGCAGCCCACAACCCGGGCCUGUGCCCUGAGCGGGAAUCGAACCCGGACCUCCUGGCGCACAGGUCGGGGCUCUGCUUGUUUUGAGUUGGUCGGUGGGCGCAGCGUCUGCACUCGGGACUGGACUGGUCAGAGGUGAGAGGACGCGCAGGCGCCGUAACGCCCAGGAGGUCCCAGAAGGUCGGCAGCGCCGCCGGCAGCCAGGAGCACCGGUCGCGGGGGCUGGGCCCCCGGGAGGAGCCUGAGCGGGACCGCGAAGGUGGAGUCGGCAGAGGGAUGUGCGCGGAGCGAAGACGGGGCGCUAGACAGAGAGGCGCUCACGGACUGCAGGGCGUGGCUGGGCCUCCGUGGCCGUGGCCGGGUCCCGCUGAGCCCCAGCGGCCUCCCCUGGGGUCCUGCUCACGGUCUCUCUUCAGGAGGCCCCUCAGCCAAGGCCGUCGAGUGGGCCGGGGCAGGGCUGCCCGCGGAGGCGGAGGCGGGGUCAGGGAGGGGCGCCCACUUUGUGCGGGGAGCGGCUGCGGAGACGCGUGGCCCGGCCUUGUUGAUCGUCGCCCGAGGAUGUGUCCCGUCGCAGAGAGCGGGAAGGGAGGAGGGGCGGACCCAGGACCCAGGCGUGUGCCCGACCGGGGAUGGACCCAGGACCCUUUGAUUCGAGGGCCGACGCUCUAACCACUGACCACAGGCCAGCGCAUGAGCAGUUUCCAUGUUUUGUUAUUUUAUGGGCUUGAGAGAGAGAAACAUCGAUUUGCUGUUCUACUUAUUUCCUUGGUUGGCUCUUGCGUGUGCCGACCGGACCGAACCUGCGGCUUGGUGUGCGGGGACGGCGCCCGCACCAGCGGAGCCGCCGUGUGACGGGCUGUAACGCCCCCCAUCCACCCAGAGCCGCAGCUGCCCCCUCCGCCGCAGCACCUCCCGCCCAGGCCCCCGGUUCCGUGGCUGCGCGCGCUCGGCUUUCGUGGUCAGACCUAUGAACUGGAAGGAAACUGUCCCCAGCAGGACUGUCGGGCGCCUCCUCCGGCCCUCGCAGCUCCAGGGCCGUGGGCAGACAGGGGCCCGGGCCACAGAGGGGACGGUCCCGGUCCUCCCGUGGCCCCACCUGGGUGUCGUAGCCAUCGGGCGCUGCCGCCCAGCCGGGCUUUUUCCGGGGGACCGUCCACCGAGACGGCUCCGUGCCGACGCCCAUCCCGGGAGGGCCUCGCCGGCACUCAGGGUGCCCCUCCCGCCCCAGGAACAUGAGGAGGGACGCCUGGCUGUGGGCACUGAGCCUCCCCGGGAACCGGCUCGGGCAGCCUCCUCUCUGCUCUGGGAGGCGCAGUGUCCGAGGGGCUCCCGCCCAGCGUGGGGCGGGGCAGGCGGCUCACAGGCCUGGGCACAGUCAGCCCCUUCCCUGCGUUGCCUGACCCGCCCCCUGGGCGUCCUCCACAGGCCGAGCCCUCAGUGGGCUCUACAGGCGCAGCCCGCCCUCCGCAGACCCUGAGCGGCAGCUGGAGGCACCUGCUGGGGGGACGGGGACCUUCCGUGUGACAGCCAGCGCCUCGCCCGGCCACCGUCGACCUCUGAACCGGGAGGUCCCGGUUCCAUUCCCGUCAGGGCACAGGCCCGGGUUGUGGGCUCGAUCCCCAAUGGGGGGCGCGCAGGAGGCAGCCGAUCAGUGAUUCUCUCAUUGUGGAUGUUUCUCCCUCUCCCUCUCUGAAACCAAUAAAAACAUGUUUAAGGAAAA
Myotis myotis is the source of this 4354-nucleotide messenger RNA. RefSeq names its product zinc finger protein 696 (gene ZNF696). The transcript is spliced from 2 exons. The record is from RefSeq and is a predicted model, not a curated record. The coding region runs from base 1270 to 2316 and encodes 348 amino acids. Gene Ontology annotation, biological process: regulation of transcription by RNA polymerase II. Gene Ontology annotation, molecular function: DNA-binding transcription factor activity, RNA polymerase II-specific; RNA polymerase II cis-regulatory region sequence-specific DNA binding. Lineage: Eukaryota; Metazoa; Chordata; Mammalia; Chiroptera; Vespertilionidae.